AUGGAAUUUAAUUUAAUUGGAUUUAAUAAGAAUGCUCUUUGUCUAAAAAGAGUUAUCAAAGAAUUUACAGAUAAAACAUAUAUUCUUUCAUUGAGUAUUACUCAUGAUAAAUCAAAAAUUAUUCCAUUUAGAGAUAGUGCAAUAUUAAUGCAGGCAAUUACUCUUGAAGAAACUAAAGAUGGUUGUCUUAUAUCUGAUUAUGAAAUUAUUCAACCUAUUCCUUGGCUACAAUCAAAUGACCUUAAUGAAUCUCUUGAAAGGUUUAGUUAUAUCCCAAUUAGAAGAAUAAAAUCAUGUUUUGAUUAUUUAAAAUAUGAUAAAACUGUAGAAAGAAUAAACAUAAUUAAUGCUAUUACUACUGAGCGUAUUGGUCUUGAACUAACUCUAAAUGGAAAACAUGACAGUGUUGGAGAAGUUUGGUAUGAUUCUAAUAAUACAAGAAUUACAUGUGUUGAAUUUGUAUGUGAUCAGGCAUCAUUUAUUGUUGAAGGUUCAAUUCAAAAGAUAUGUGAAUUUAGAUUAUCAAGAAAAACACUUAUAGAACUAGUCUUUCAAGACCGUUGUAGAGUAAUAGAAACAGCUGAUAGUUUAACAACAAUAUUUCAUAAGUCAUGUCCUAAGUCUUAUCAAAAUGAUGGAGAAGACAUUUCAUUUUCUUCUUUUAUUUAUUCAGAAAAAUGUGCUUUAGUUCAUUUUAAGAGCUUAUCCACCCUUUCUUCUCAAGAAGAAAAUAAAGGGAUUCAAAAAUAUAAUUUUGGUCCAAGUUACAUUUAUGUUUGUGGUUGUGAAGGAACUUGGAAUAUUCAAUUCAAUGUUAAAGUAAUUGCUAAAACCUCUUUACCUCGUUUAAAUGAUAAAGUAGCUUUACAUGCUAUGUUAGAAUUCUUAAGAAAUAUCGAACUUUCUUUUCAAAACGUUUCUCCUGUUCAAAAUUAUAAACAACCAUUAACAAUUAUUACAAGUACAGACCCAUUUAUUCCUCCAUUAUUAAAAAUUCAAUUACCUUUAAUGGUUAAAAUAAGUCGGUAUUUUACUAAAGAAGAUAUCACUGCACUUUCUCGAACAAACAAACAACUAAAAGCAAUGAUGGAAUACUGUAGUAAACUUAUAAUUCAAAAUAAGCAACAACAACUUCAUCCUUUUUAUAACACACAACAUUCUCUGCAAAAUUAUUCUCAAUGUAUUUAUGAAGAAUGGAAAGAAGCGACUCCAAAACAUUCAAUAUUAACAGGUCAUACAAAUUUAAUCCGAGCAUUAGAUAUUAGUGAUGAUUGUUCAUUAUUAGUUAGUGGAAGUUCUGAUAGAAAAAUUAGACUUUGGAAUUUACAAGAUGAGUCAUCAAGAACAUUUGUUGGUCCAAAUAGUUGUUUGGUAUCCACUAAAUUUGUUAUGGAUAACUUCAUUGCAUCUGGAUAUCAUUGUGGAACCAUUAAAUAUAUUAAUUGGUCAGACUCUCGUGAGUCUCAAGUUUUUGAUGUUAAUGAAGGUAAGUUAGAGGGAUUUCUUCCAUUGAAGGAUAUGGACUUUAUUGUUUGGAAUGAAAAAAUAAUGGGAUAUAGAUAUUCUGACAUGAGACAAACUUUAUUAUUUACAUACUCUGGUCAUCAAAGAAAAGUUCAAAUUGUAAAACCUUUUAAUUCACUAUUUCUUAGUGGCUCUGCUGAUAGAACUAUUCAAUUGUGGGAUCCUUCAAUUUCUAGUCCAAGAAUAUCUAAAAUAAAAGGACAUAAGUCAGGUAUUGUUGGACUUGAACAAAUAAGUCCUUACACUUUUGUUUCUGCUGGAAAUGAUAGAUUAGUUCAUUACUGGGAUAUUAGAGAGUUAACACACCCAACUCAUUCUGUUAAGAAAAAAAUUUGUAAUAUGACUUAUAAUAAUGAGACACUGAUUUGUGGUGGUGAAAGUGGAGAAGUUUAUAUUUUUCCAACUGACAACCCAGCGCAGUCUACCACUUUAAACUCACAAAAUACCUCUGGACUAAUUAGUAUUGCUUCAAAAAAGAAUAUUAUUUGUUGUGGAUUUAAAGAUGGUACAAUCUCAAUGUGGAAAUAUUGA
Messenger RNA from Entamoeba nuttalli P19, 2055 nucleotides. Its product is annotated as WD domain, G-beta repeat-containing protein. The record is from RefSeq and is a predicted model, not a curated record. Gene Ontology annotation, molecular function: protein binding. The transcript has a single exon. Bases 1 to 2055 code for a protein of 684 amino acids. Lineage: Eukaryota; Evosea; Mastigamoebida; Endamoebidae.